Daldinia vernicosa is the source of this 1731-nucleotide messenger RNA. RefSeq lists its product as uncharacterized. The transcript is spliced from 2 exons. The record is from RefSeq and is a predicted model, not a curated record. Lineage: Eukaryota; Fungi; Ascomycota; Sordariomycetes; Xylariales; Hypoxylaceae. The coding region runs from base 335 to 1363 and encodes 342 amino acids.
GGGGUCGCGACUCAACAAUUCUCCUUUGUAAGACACUGGUAGGAGUCGGCCACUGAACGUAUAAUAUGUGGUAUAUGUCGUGCGAUAUGUACAAUACUUACACAAUUCCAUACCUGUCUUUCCCUCCACAAGGAUUCAAACAGGUAGGUAAGUACCUAAUUACAAGCGUCUUAACCCCUGGCUUUAUUUACCGCUUUACCGCUUCACCGUACCCCACGAACUUCGAAUCUCUCUACCUUAGGUAGUCUAAGAACGUUCCUAGCAACAAACAACAUUUAAUUACAAUAUCAAUGUUCAUAUUACCAACGCUCCUGCAUUGUAAUAUUCUAUAGUCAUGGAAACCAUGGAUAUGGAUUCCAUAGACACCUCGUCGCUCUCAUCUGCCCCUCCGUCUUCCCCUCCACAGCUUCCCCAAGACCAUCCGUUAUAUGAUAAAAGCACAGCUGCACCGCCUCUUACAUCCGAGUUAUCUGAGCUAUCCGAGCUAUCCGACCUUCCCGAUGCCACGCCGAAUGUUUCCGACUCCGAAGAAGAGGAAGAAUCCGAUACCGACCCUACACAGCCCUGUGAUGCGAUGUCAGCGAAGAUCGCGGCUGAUACGCAAAGCUUUUGGCGGAGAAAGCGGAGACGUGGCCACACCUUCGAACGCUUUAUGGAAGGGUGGCUUUUAGGGAGGUCAGCAGAUAAUAAGCUCUCAGGGAGAAGGUUACAUCAAAUGGUUCGAGUACUUAAAACCCCAAAGGUCCGAGAGCGCUUAGGGAAAGCUGGUAUCCGAGUACAAUUCGCAGGUGAAGAAGAAGAUAAAGAAGAGGCGAAAGAUAUUGUUCCUGACCUCCGCAAAGAGCUUUCUGCUUUGGUACUUCAACCCGCCUUUAGUAAAUUCGAGCCCAAGUCAUUCAAUAAGCCUGGUGACACGCCCUGUGCCGUCAAAGAUGUCUACAAUGAAGACCGGAUUAAUAGCGCUAUCCAGUCCUCUCGGACCGAAAUACAAGUCACGGCACCUAAGCUCCAUGCUUUUUUAACAGCUAUACUCGCCAACAAACGAGCUGGCCAGAAGUCGUAUAGGGAGGCCAAAAUCGACACUGCUAUCUCAAAUGAAGCUAGGGCAUAUUUGAUUGUUACGUUGUUCUUGGGCGCCUACGCACCCCGACGGUCUGAUUUCUUACCUUUAUCUAUGGGCAUAUAUCUUUACAGCCAUAAGACACCGAUCCGAGUGAUAGAUACGUUGGCUCGGUUCGGUAUUUGCACUAGGUAUAAGGCUACUAUGAAGCGGCUAGGUCAGAAGCCAGAGGCCUCUGGUGACGCUGACAAUGUGUCUGCCGCUGGCUCCGGCGCCGAGGAGCGCCAACCCGUCGAGCUCUAGUAGUGGUCGUACCUCCUUCAUAAUAUUUCGGUUGUUAGGAUUAUAGACGGGAGAUUUAUAAGAAGGGGAGCCCUCAGUACGUGUAGUAACUGGCCCGUCACUGUAUUUACUAUGGUAGACAUUCCCAUAAGGGAAACUCUCGAUAGAUGGGUCUACAGUAGAUUCUCGUCAAAGGACGGUAAACUCUGGCUUGUAGAUUGGGACGUGGAGCUUGCGUCUAUUUGUCUUAAGCAGAAUAGCGAUCUUAAUCAUGGCUAAAACAUAUGAUAGGAAAAUAACUUCAUAGUCAUGCAAGAAACUAUCAAUCUGUAUCCUCCUACAUUGUAUUGACUUACCCGACGGCGCAUAGGCGCUCGUAAUAAUGUUCC